AUGGCAACAAUACAAAAGCAAGAAGUUGAAGAAGAUGAAGACACGAGAGCCGUUGAUCUUAGAAUCAACAGCAGAGAAUUACCAAACAUUCAAGUAGGCUCCACUAACAGCAACAACGACAUGUCGAUAGCACCAAAGGAAGAGCCAUGCACAGAGGAGAGGCCACCUACGCCACCAUUAGGAGUCAUGCCGUUAGCGGCAAUCCCCAUGCCAUCAACCACAGUGACCCAACCCAAACGAGCAUCAACCAAAGACCGACACACCAAGGUGGAGGGUCGGGGCCGGAGGAUCCGAAUGCCUGCAACAUGCGCUGCCCGGAUCUUUCAGUUAACCCGAGAAUUAGACCAUAAGUCAGACGGUGAAACGAUCAGGUGGUUGCUUGAACAUGCUGAACCUGCCAUAAUUGCAGCAACAGGAACCGGCACCGUCCCUGCUAUUGCCAUGUCUGUUAAUGGAACCCUUAAAAUCCCGACAACAACUAACUCCAGCUCCGAACUCGGUGAACCAAAUGCUAAAAAGAAGCGGAAACGACCCGUUAAUAGCGAGUACGUCGAUGUCAAUGGCAACGUUUCAGCCUCAGCUUCUUUAGCUCCCACAACAAAGCAACAGUCACAGCCACAGCCACAGCCACAGCCACCGCGGCCACCCGCGCAACAAACAGUUGCGGCAGUGCCUCAGGGUUUAGUGCCCAUGUGGGCCAUACCAUCAAACGCUGUAGUUCCAGGGGCGUUUUUCAUGGUACCAUCUAUUCCAGGAACUCCAAACCAGCCCCAGAUAUUUACGUUCCCAGCAGCAGCUGCUCCUUUGAUAAAUAUUUCGACUAGGCCAAUAUCAUCUUUUGUGUCUUCCACUCAAUCAAAUCUAGCUAUGGCUAUGCCUGUUUCUGGUUCUGGCGUUUCUGGUUCUAAACCUGCUAACGGUAUUUCAAUGAUGGCGCCAAGUUCAAGUUCAGCUUCUACUGUUACAAGUACAACUACUAAUAGUACUCCUCAAAUGCUUAGAGACUUCUCUUUAGAGAUUUAUGACAGACAAGAGUUACAGCUCAUGUCUCGGCCUCCAAAGAAAUGA
Messenger RNA from Dovyalis caffra, 1068 nucleotides. The record is from the annotation of a GenBank genome assembly. NCBI's taxonomy places the organism in Eukaryota, Viridiplantae, Streptophyta, Magnoliopsida, Malpighiales, Salicaceae.